Molecule: messenger RNA, 339 nt
Organism: Paraphaeosphaeria sporulosa
Lineage: Eukaryota; Fungi; Ascomycota; Dothideomycetes; Pleosporales; Didymosphaeriaceae
Product: dabb-domain-containing protein
Exons: 1
Source: RefSeq, a predicted model, not a curated record
AUGGCGCUCGACAACAUCAUGCACAUUGUUCUUUUCAAAUAUCGCACAGACGUUACGUGGAGCGACCUGGAAGAUCACUUCAAAUCCUUCAUGUCGCUCAAAACUCGUUCGUUGCACCCCCAAAGUGGCUUACCACUCAUCAAAUCGUUGCGCGCCGGAAAGAAUACGUCCUGGGAGCCGUUCUCAAAGGGCAUGACGCAUGCCUUCAUCUUAGAGUUUGCUUCACAGGACGACCUGGACUACUAUUUGACCGCGGAGCCAGUGCACGUGCAAUUCUCAAAGGAUGCGAAACCAUUGAUUGAGGACUCGUUGGUUGUGGAUAUCAGAGAUGGCGUGCUA